Messenger RNA from Bursaphelenchus okinawaensis, 2606 nucleotides. Lineage: Eukaryota; Metazoa; Nematoda; Chromadorea; Rhabditida; Aphelenchoididae. The record is from the annotation of a GenBank genome assembly.
AUGUCUAAGGGAGUGGUUGAUAGUACAAUUAUCAAUGAGCCUUAUUACCAUGGUAAGUAAAUGGUCUUGUUUUUGAUAUUUUAUUGUCUUUCGUUUAAAAUUUUUGGUUUUGAGGGAAAAAGUUGAUUAAAAUGGCAAACAUUAGCGAAUUUUUUCGGAAAAAAAUGCCAUUUUAAUUGUUAUCAGUUGUUAAACCUAACUUUUUUGUAGCAAAAUUGUAGAUUAUUAUCUUUAGAGCAUUUUACUUUGCAAUUCAUUAAGGUUCUCUAAACUUUUUGAUCAAAAACCAUUAAAAAACGAUGUUGUAGUAGGUCUUCGGCCCAAAAACUGCCAUUUAUUAAUAUAACUAUAUAUCGAAACACAAUUGCAGGCUUGCUUCCACGAGAAGACAUCAAGGCUAUGUUGCAUGAGAAUGGCGACUUCCUGCUUCGAACCUCCGAGCCCAAUGGUAAUGACGGUGGCCGAUCGUAUAUCUUGUCCAUCAUGGUUGAUGCUGUGAAUGAAGAAAACGGUGUAAGUUGGUUAUUACUUGUUUUAUUUUUAUGAAUCUUUGGUUAUAAACUGUUAAUAAUGUACAGAGUAAGUGGGCCAAAAUUCAAGUUUAAAUUUCUAAUCUGAAAAUUUGAUUUUUUAUUUUUCCGCCAAAUUGACAUUUGGUUUUGUAGCUGUAGAAUAGGAAAAAUAUAGUAAAAAGAAUACAAUUUUGGUUUUAUAUGUGCUGUAGAUGUAAAAAUGAAUAAAAUUUUCAUUUGCAACACAAUGCCAAAAAGCCCGCGAAAAUAAAAAUUCAAAUUUUUUAAAAUUAUUAUUGUAAAUUAUCUUGUUGAUGAAAUAACGGCAUUUUUAAUCAAUUUGAUGCCAUUUCAAAAUCAAAAAUACGAUUUUCAGAUAAAACACUAUGUGAUCCAGCACCACCAGAACCGCUGGUCGAUUGAGAAGUACGGCUUCGACAACAUCAAACAGAUGAUCGAGCAUCACAUGAAGAAGCAAGAAUCCAUCUCCAAAACCAUCGACACGGUCAUCCUAAAAAAGCCGAUUGGCCGCCAGGCGUGGGAGCUCAGCCACAACGACAUUGCCACCACCAAGAAGCUGGGCGAGGGCGCAUUCGGCGAGGUCCACAAAGGCACACUGAAGCAGAAGAACGGCAACACCGUAAACGUGGCGAUUAAACUGGCGAAGCUCGAGAGCUUGACCAAAGAACAGAUCAAGGAGAUCAUGCGUGAGGUAGGGAAGGGUGGUUUUUUAUGGGGAAGAGGGGAUCAAUUGAAUUUUUUGAAAUCUUGAAAAAUUUUAAAUUUAUGAACAGAUGCUUAGUGCCAUUUUGGUUUAUAACUCACUUCAAAAAACAGGUAGAACUAUAAAAUUUGGAGUGAUUAAGGAUUGUUUUAUAAAGUAUCGAAUUUUUAAAAGGAAUUUUUUUAAUUUUUGAUUUUGAAAAGUUACAGUACUUUUAACAUACCAGUCUUUUUUUCAAAUUUUAUCGAUUUUUGGACUUUCUGCCAUUCUUAAAUAAUGACACGUUGGAAAGUAAACUUGGCUAGUGCUUUUGAGUUUUAAAUUUCAAAUAUUUGAAUUUUCCGCCAAUUUGGCAAUUUUGGCAUUGUGUUUCAAGCACUUUUUUCAACUUUCCAGACAAGAUAGGCUUACAAUUUUAUAAAUUUUGGUUGAUUUAAAGGUUACUAUUAUGUUCAUCAUUCCAUUCCAGGCCCGUCUGAUGCGAAACUUCAACCAUCCCAACGUCGUGCGCUUCUACGGCGUAGCGGCCGGUGUAGAACCCCUCAUGGUACUGAUGGAACUGGCCGACUGUGGGUCGCUGGACGGUUACCUCCAAAGGGCCGAGCAACCCGUCUCCAAGAAGACGGAGAUGUGCAUGCAAGCAGCCUGGGGCAUUGAAUACCUGCAUCAGUCCAUGGUGAUUCAUCGUGACAUUGCGGCCAGAAACUGUCUGUACGGCGAGAAUCAGGUCAAAAUCAGUGAUUUCGGACUGACAAGAGAGGGUACCAUCUAUCAAAUGGACCCACAUCGAAGAGUCCCUAUCAGAUGGUGAGGGUUUUUGGAUUUUUGGGCUGAUUUUAAGGCUUCUUGGAUGUUUUUGAGCGAUUUUUCAUACCUCCAUUUCAUCACCCAAUUCCAGGCUAGCCCCCGAAACCUUGCGCACCUUCAUGUACACUCAGAAGACGGACGUCUGGGCCUUUGGCAUCAUGUGUUGGGAGAUUUACAGCAACGGCCAAGAGCCCUACCCAGGCAUGAGCCCCGCGGACACCUUCACCAAGGUCAAAAUGGAGGGCUACCGCAUGACCCUGCCCGAUAACUGCCCACCAGAGAUGGUCGACCUCAUCACCAAGAAGACUUGGGCCGAGAGCCCGAACGACCGAGCCUCGAUGGCCGAGAUUGCCCACAAACUGGAGUUGGUCUACAAGUUCAAGCGCCCCUUUAGCGGCCCAUCCAACAUUUCCGAGCCAGUACCACCGGGCGUGUCCAAUGCAGCACCAACAGUCCCAUCUCCAACCCGACCCCCGGCUGGCAACAAACACCCUCCGGCUAUGGGUGGCGGAUUGGCGGCCGGAACGAAGAAACCCCUCAAGAAUAAGAAGAGGGGACGUUAG